This is a messenger RNA of Salvia splendens (bonfire salvia), 635 nucleotides long. RefSeq names its product protein TAP1-like. The transcript has 2 exons. The record is from RefSeq and is a predicted model, not a curated record. NCBI's taxonomy places the organism in Eukaryota, Viridiplantae, Streptophyta, Magnoliopsida, Lamiales, Lamiaceae. The coding region runs from base 154 to 489 and encodes 111 amino acids.
UCACAAGUUCGUGGAGGUGUAGUCAUUCAAGGUAAAUGAAUCAACUGCAACAUUAGAAGCCAACUCACACACUAUUGUUAUGUAAACGGCUGUAUAAAAGGCGUCGAAGCCUCGCCUCCUCUGCAUUGUGUUUGCAGAGGAACAAAACCAGCCAUGGACAGAAAAGACAUUCAAACUAUUGUGGGGCUGAUGAUGCUGGUGGUGGCAUUGCUCAAUGUUCGUCCGAUGAUGGCUCACCUUCCCCCCGGUGCCUGCAUCGACCAUUGCCUGAAAGAGUGCAAAUCAAGUGGCAUCGGUAUUGCAGCCUGCAUCAAAUACUGCCCGGUGCAUUGUCUCCCUCCCGACACCACUGCCAAAGAUCAUUACUGUAACCUCGGAUGUAUGCUUGACCAAUGCGCCAAGUUCACUAGUGAUGAGAGGAGGAUGACCGACUGCGUGUUCAAAUGCCGUAAAUUCCACUGCAAGAUCAGGGCCAAGAUUGUAGAGUGAUUGUCCUGUGAUGAAAUAGUCAUCGCCCACAUAGACAUUAUUUAGUUUACCUUAGUGGUCUUCUCUGAUGUUUUUUUCUUUCAAAUAAAAUGUCUGUAAUGCACCUUCUUCUUGCUCCAUUUUCAAUCCCAAAUCUCUGCAGCAUA